Messenger RNA from Penicillium oxalicum, 1473 nucleotides. RefSeq lists its product as uncharacterized. Gene Ontology annotation, biological process: regulation of cyclin-dependent protein serine/threonine kinase activity. The transcript has a single exon. Lineage: Eukaryota; Fungi; Ascomycota; Eurotiomycetes; Eurotiales; Aspergillaceae. Bases 1 to 1473 code for a protein of 490 amino acids. The record is from RefSeq and is a predicted model, not a curated record. Gene Ontology annotation, cellular component: nucleus; cyclin-dependent protein kinase holoenzyme complex. Gene Ontology annotation, molecular function: cyclin-dependent protein serine/threonine kinase regulator activity; protein kinase binding.
AUGCCGUCUUUCUUGGCCGCAGGCCACGGCCUCCCGCCCACGCCUCCUCAUGUCAACACUGGUGGUCGUCUGGAUGAACCCACGUUUUAUCCGGUUGGUCACACCGCGUUUCCCCCUCGCUACCACCAGAGCGGCUCUGAGUUCAUUGAACAGUAUUCUCAAUCUCUGGUCUACUCGAAGUCACACGCGAUGAAUGUGUACCCGGGUUCAGGACACACAAUGCACGGUAUCCGGGAUGUGCACUCCAUGGGUCACCAGCAAUCCGCAUAUGGCCCGACCGCAGCCUCGUUGCCCCCCAUUCGCGCCAAUAUGCGCCUGCCGCCCAUGGACAGUGCCAUUCCCCCGCAGUACCGGCGUCACGAGAUGGCUUCGACUCAGCAGCACCAGUCUCAUCACCAUCAGCAACAGCACCAGCACCAGCACCAGCAACAAUCCCGCAAGGAGGAAAAAGCUACUGGAGGCGUUGCUGCCCACCUGGAUUACGAGAUGGAUCGGAUGUCCGAUUUUGUCGCAGAAAUGACUCAGGGAAUGUAUGAUUUGUACAACACCCAGAUCACCCUUUCAGAUAUUGACUUCGCGCGAAGCAUUUCCCCAGGAACUUCCGUCCCUCCGCAGUUCCGGAAAUACGUCUACCAGAUCCUCUCGUCGACUCGCCUGCCCAGUUCUACCAUCCUGUUGGGUCUGUUCUACAUGUCAUGUCGCAUGCGCAUCCUGUCCGCCCAGCGAACGUUCCAAUGCAGCAGUGGCCAGAUCUACCGUAUGUUGACGGUCGGACUGCUGCUGGGGAGCAAGUUCUUGGACGAUAACACGUUCCAGAACAAGUCGUGGGCGGAGGUGAGCAACAUCCCCGUGGCCGAGCUCAACAAGAUGGAGCUGGAGUGGCUGUUUGCCUUUGACUGGAAGAUCCACGACCGCAUCUAUGACCAGCAGGAUGGCUUCGCCUCUUGGCGUCGUCACUGGGAUAGCUGGAGUGCCAAGGCCAACGCGAGGGCCCACGAGUCUUCUCGCCAGACCCUCGCGCCCUUGGACACGAACGUCGCCCGGCAUCACCAGACCGUUGUGAAACCGCUCAUGUCUCCCGAGGGACCCAUCCCGCCGCAGUACCAACGCGGCUCGCACACCGAGAGCUCGUGGCUCAACCCUGCUGCCUCUGAGUACUCGCCGCCUUCUGCUCCCCACAGUGGCCCUAACACCCCGGACUACUACCCCGCUGGCCCUUGGGGCUUCGCGAACCCACCGCCACCCUACUCACAAGGGGCCUGGAUCCCGCCACCUCCGCGGUAUCUCCCUCAAUCUGCGCCACGGUCACAACCCCCCUCGUACCACCACACUCCAGCCUACGGAUUGCCCUUUGCUCAAAGUGUCUGGACCGGUCACGGCUCGUCCUGUGGCUGUGUGUACUGUGCCAAGCACAUGGAGAUUUACAUGCCUCACAGCGCUUUUCCUCCUCUCCACUCCGUCGUGGCCGGAUAA